Molecule: messenger RNA, 3297 nt
Organism: Colletotrichum karsti
Lineage: Eukaryota; Fungi; Ascomycota; Sordariomycetes; Glomerellales; Glomerellaceae
Exons: 6
Coding region: 1-3297 (1098 amino acids)
Biological process (GO): carbohydrate metabolic process
Molecular function (GO): O-methyltransferase activity
Source: RefSeq, a predicted model, not a curated record
AUGUCCUCCGCUGAUAAAGACGCCGUCGCCAACACCGUCGCGGUUGAGACUGUCGCUCGGAAGAGUCUCCUUCGACCCAACGAGAAGCUCGAUCAUGCCAUCGCCAACUCCCAGCAGAACGGUCUUCCUGCCAUCGAGGUCUCCCCUCUUCAGGGUCAGUUCCUCGCCAUCCAAUGCCAACUUAUUGGCGCCAAGACGGUUCUUGAAAUUGGCACCCUCGGAGGCUAUUCAACGAUCUGGCUGGCACAAGCCGGGGCCAAAGUCACGAGCAUCGAAAUCGACCCGAAGCAUCGCGAUGUUGCGCUUCAGAAUGUUUCCGGCCUUGAUGUCGAGAUCAUUCUGGGUGCUGCCCUCGACGUUCUACCGAAGCUGGCCGAGGAGGGCCGCCAGUUCGACAUGGUGUUCGUGGAUGCUUCAUGGGGAGAGCAGGAGAAGUAUUUCGAUUGGGCGCCGACUCCCGCGGAGCGUCCCGAGAUGCCCGAACCUCAAGUCAACCUCACUGCAGCGGAGAUAUUGAAGCACCCAGCAUACAAGACCACUCAAUGGAACCUCAAGCCAACCGAAUCAGGGUUCGUAGAGGUUGCAGAGAAUAGACCCGGUGGCCCAUUCUCCCUCUGGUACGAAGUUCACGGCAAUGGACCUUUGAAAAUCGUCUGGAUCAUGGGGCUGGGUGCAACACGCAACAUGUGGAAACGGCAAACCAAGUUCUUUGGUCACGAACACGGCGACCGUUACAGCUGCCUCGUCUUUGACAACCGUGGCGUAGGCAAGUCAACGAAGCCAAACACGCGUUACAGCACCGCGGAGAUGGCUAGAGACGUGCUUGAAUUGAUGAAGCAGAUUGGGUGGCUGGAUUCCGACUCCCCGAGCUAUCCGCAGGACAUCAACAUUGUUGGAAUCAGCCUUGGGGGCAUGAUAGCUCAAGAGCUUGCUCUCAUCAUCCCACAAAGAGUGCAAUCUUUGAUUCUCAUUGCCACAGCACCACGUCUUGUGCGGACUGCCCCAAUCCUGGACCACACCCUACAGCGCGUCUUCAUGUUCUUGCCAUCAGGACUGGAUUCCGAACUCGACAAUAAAGCACGCAGAAUCUUCACCGAUAAGUUUCUAAGGCUUGCGGAUACCGGAUCGCUUGAUCCCGAGAGCAGUUUCCCGAACAAUCAUGACCGUUUCGUGGCUGAAGAGUUGGCAGAGCGAGAGGGGGAUACGGAUGUGGCACGCAGGAAGGGGAUCAUCCUACAAGCUGUUGCCGCCGGAUGGCACUACAAGAGCCCAGAGGAUCUGGCCAAGAUGGGCGACUUGAUUGGCAGAUCGCGCAUCAUGGUCCAGCAUGGUGAUCUCGACGAGACCAUCACGUUUCCGCACUUCGAGUUCUUCAAAACAGGGUUCGGUGAAGGACCGGAAUUCUUUGUCUGGGAUGGAUGCGGUCAUAUCCCAUUCGAAAAGCCAGAAGACUAUCACGGUGUGCCCGUUGUGACGCACGGAAGAGAGGUUGUCUACGACGCUGAAGACCCAAACCUUCCCGAAAUUUCCAAAUGGCUCAGCGCAAAUCCCAAUCGUAUCAAUUUGGGGCGUAUCAUGCUGGCGUACAAGACGCAGACUCUUUCCAACGUCACACACCCACGCCAAGAGCUCAACUUAUGGAACGGUGCGGUCACUUCGGUCUUCGAAGUUGAAGGUCAUGGUGUAAAAGUCAUUACCCAAGGUGACUUCGAGAGUGACUCUGUCACGUUUGAAAUCGAGUCAGAACUCAUUUCUUCCGGAGAUCUUACGGUUGAAUUCGACUUCCCGUUCCCUCCGAUUCACAAGGUCGAGAAAUCGUCCGACUUCGAAGUUUUCAUGGGGUCAUAUGACAUGCAAGAGACGUCCUACUAUCUAAAUUUGCGUUGGGCUCAACCCAAAAUGUCCCUGACUAGAAAAGUACCCACAGGAUCGAAUACGACCAUGGCUCAUCGAUAUGUUCUCUCGCCCGAUACCCGCAUCAAGAACGGAACUGCCUCAAACAAGAUAUCGCUCACAACCCACUUCGGGAUCGACCUCAAUACCCCAGAUUUGCCAUCAGACAUUCAAAAGCGCAACAGCCUCGGCUGGCAGCAGUACUGGGAGGAAGGAGGCUUCGUGGAUUUGACCGAGUCUUCAAAUCCCAACGCCACCGAGCUGCAACGUCGUAUCAUUCUGUCCCAGCAUGCCAUGAGGAUCAAUAGCGCUGCAACCGGCCAGCCACCUCAGGAAAGCGGCUUGGUCUACAACGGCUGGUGGGGCAAAUUUCAUCUGGAAAUGGUUGUGUGGCACUGCGCGCACUGGGUGACGUGGGGACGGCAGAAAUACUUCGACAAUAUCUUCCCGGCUGUCUAUGAGACUCUUUUGCCGAGCUCAGAGGAAAGGGCAAAACGAAUGGGCUGGAAGGGUGCUCGGUGGCCCAAGAUGACGGAGCUCGUUACCAAAGGCAUUGCACCCGGCCAAACUCGCGCGUUUCUUCAAUGGCAGCAAUCUCAUCCCAUGUAUUUGGCUGAACUCGCAUACAAGGCUAGUCCGACGAACGAAACGCUUACGCGAUGGGACCGCGUGUUGACGUCGACCGCCGACUAUAUGGCAUCGUUCGCCUGGCUCAAUAACGUGACGGGUAAGUACGACAUCGGGCCGCCGAUUCAAGGUGUGACCGAGAAUUCUUCUCCAACCGAAAUAUCAAACUUGGCGUAUGAGCUUGCAUACUGGCAGUGGGCUCUCAAAGCUGCGUGCGAAUGGAAACAAAGACUCGGGCAAUCGUGUCCUGCACAAUGGGCCACAGUAGCGGAUAACAUUGCCCCUCCACCACAAUUCGACGGCCUGUAUGCUCCUUGGGUCGGCGGGGGGUUGAAUGCGUCUUGGUGGGACGAUCCAACUUUGAAGAAGGAUCCGCGAAGUGUGAUUAUGCUUCAAGGCAUUCUGCCAGACACACCGAUCGUGGACCCAGAAGUUGGUCUUGCUACUUCAAACAAAGUCUCUGAGAUCUGGACCGAUGACCAGAUUCGAGGUUGGGGACGCAACAUCCUGGCGAUCAACUCCGCCCGCAUCGGAAAUCCUGACCGAGCCAUCUAUCACUUGUCCAAUUUCGGGUAUUGGACUUUUGGCGACCAGGGGUUCGCCCACCGGUCCGGCCCAAGUCCAUCGCCGCCACCAUACUUCCCCGGUAACGGAGGCUUCCUCCUAGCAAUCAGUUACAUGGCAGCUGGUUGGAAGGGGUCUGAAGGACACGCGCCAGGCUUCCCAAAAGACGGUACCUGGAUCGUAAAACAUGAAGGAUUGAUUCAGUCUCUGUGA